CACCUGGGUUUCAUAAAAGACAUGUAUGGGCAUACCAUAUUAGUUUUAAAGAUAAUAUGACAUUGAUACAUUAAUUUAAAUAUAUUAUGACUACUUCAGUGCUUUCAACAGUAUAAAUCCAUAAUUAACAUUGUACACAUUUAACACAUAACAUGCUUAUUUUUUUUUUAUUCAAUAAAAUAUUUGCUAUCUCCGCCUUUAAUAUAACAUAGUAAUGGACAGCUAAGCAAUCACUAAGUCCAACGCAGUUGUACACAUUACGGGUCCACAUACUAAGCAGUUACACACGGUCCAGACAUUAUACGGCAAAUGGUUACGUGGGCAACUUAUGAAAUUCUUCUGGUAGCUUUGGUGUCUCCUGUAAAAAUUUCAGGGGAGAUAAAAAAUGAUGUGUUCGACAAGCCAAUGUGUAAGUUUUUAAUAAAUCUUUGGGUGCAUUUAGCGUUUAUCGUAAUUAUAUUUUUGCCGUUAUGGUGAAUUUGUCUACAAAAGUCUUAGAAGUUAUAGAUAAAUGAUUUAUUGCGUAAAUGUAAAACAAUAUACUACGGCAAUCUGGACGAAACCCUAAAGCGAUUUUUUUUUUAAUUUUAAAUAUUACCAAACAAUAAAUUGACCAGAUUUGUUGCAAAAUGAAAUUAUAAUUUUUUUAAAACCAAGCGCACCGGAGUGAAACAAGCUAUUAUACAAUGUUUCUGUUCCUGAGCGACAACCCACUCCAAACGAAAGAGAAACAGCUGAGUCAAUAAACAACAAUCUAUGACUUGGUCAUUCUCCCUGUUAAAUAAAGCAGAACAGAUUCUAAUCCUUUUAGAAACAUGGAGAUGGAGCAAACAGUUCAGUAUGUAGAUUAUGAUGUGAAAGAUUUUCUUCAUACAAUUUCAAAUCUCGUAGAAUACGCGAUUUAAAAUAUUCUGGUCAACCAGUGACAAACCAUGAAGACAAAUUAAUGAUCAAUGAACCAGAGGAUGUUUCGUUCCAGAAACAACUGGAUGAACUUGCAAUCUGGUUUGAGAAUUGGUCACAUUUACAGCGCUGUGGUGUAUUGAAACGACUUAUUUCAAUCAGUAACUUUCCUCAAUUUCAAUUACUAUGGACCGCUGUUGAACCAAUUCUGCACCGAGAUUUUAUGUAUUCAGCAUCAGAAAGAUUUCCAUCAGAACAAUUUACUCCAAUCAGCACCGAGAUAAGUCGAGCGACUCGGCAACGUUUGACCAAAAAUAGGAUGAUUCAGCGAUUUCAUCGAACGAAAAGUGCUUACAUCAGAACUGAGGAAGAUGUGAUGAGUCGUAACCACCUCUUACCCCCUAUUGAAUCAAAGCCUUUCCAUCUUCCUGCAGUGGAAGCGGGAAUUCCAUCUUCCUUUAUCCGAAUCCCAUCUCUACAUCACCGGAGGAGUCUCACAACCCCUGAUCCUCAUGUGGAUCAUGAUCAUCGGAAACCGGAAGCGAACUGGAUGACAGCCAUGCAUGUGCGUCGUCAUAUCCUAGAAAAUCCUGUUGUAGAAAAUGCAAGUACAUGUAGUUCUGAUUCGUCUUGCCCAAAUUCUGACCAACUAUUGGAGUGGUAUGCAUCCUGGAAAGGUCCAGAAAGAGCGACUUUUCUACGCCUUGCUUUAAUGAAACUUGACGCCCGACAACUUUAUUUUCUCUCAUCUUUCCUUGCUGUACGAAGACAUCGAGAUAUGCUCUCUCUGCUGCCCCCUAAUGUAGCGCACCACAUUUUAUCCUUCCUACCACCGACAGAUCUCAUAAGUUGUGCCAAGGUUUCCAAGUCUUGGGAAACAUUGUGCCGACACAACAAAAUCUGGCGCCAAAAAUGUGACGAGACCCCUCUUCAUGUUCGUCCUGUUGCGACACCUAGUGUUGGUGGGUGGAGGUCUGCAUACCGGGAAGACAAACUGCUCAAGCGGAACUGGCGUGAAGGGAUAUGCAGUGAACUGGAACUGACGGGGCAUAGUGGGGGUGUUCUGUGUGUUGUUGCAAAUGAUAAGAUGAUUGUCAGUGGGGGUAAAGAUGCAACUGUAAGGGUGUGGAGCGCCUCAAGUGGCAGGUUAAAGCAAACAUUUACUGGACACCAGAAAAGUGUUUGGUGCGUUGCAAUUCUAACUGAUAAACUGGUAGCCAGUGGUUCAUAUGACAGAUGCGUUAAGAUAUGGCGUCUGGGAGCAAAGGCAGAAUGUCUAAGAACUUUAUUUGGGCACCUUGGUCCAAUCUGGUGUAUGGUUUGCAAACAGAGGUACCUUGCUACUGGAUCUCAGGACAGAAUGAUAAAGUUGUGGGAUAUACAUCACUGCACACUUCUGCGCACCCUCAGGGGACAUACCUCUGCAAUAUUUGCAAUGGAUGCAGACGAUUGCUUCAACAAUCUAUUCUCUGGUUCAGCAGAUAAGAGCAUCCGGGUUUGGGAAAUUGCCACUGGACAAUGCAUCAGAGUGUUAUGGACAGGGUCAGCCACUGCCACGAUGUCGGUCAGUUUCAGUCACGGUCUACUGGCAUCGGCUGCCGGCGGUCACGUAAUGUUGUGGGAGCCAAUCAGCGGUCGAUUCGUUCGCUCGUUUCAUCCACAUAAAGAACGGAUCGAAUCGGUCCAGCUUAGAAUCACUGACUCAACAGCGACGUCUGGCGUCCUUACUACAGCAUCUAAAGAUGGGGUAAUCACCUACUGGGGAAUUUUUGGAAAUGAGAUUCCAAUCCGCAAACUACGGGGUCAUAAAGGUCAGAUCAAUUGCGUCACAUCCGGCCCCACCCGCGUGGUGUCCGCGUCCCAUGACGGUACAGUUAGGGUGUGGGACUUCCGGGAAUCCCCCUUUACCCCCAUCACCCCAAACGCCAUUUUUUAAAAGUGUUUUACUCUAGUUUAGGAUUUCUGCUUUUUGUAUAAAGUUUUCAUGUAUAGUAGAGUGGGGGAAGAUGGGACACCUUUAGUACAAACUAUCCAAAUAUCCUGAUCGGGUUUUAAACAAUUAACAACGGUCUAUGGGAGUCGCAAGGAUACGGUUUUAUAAUUCUUUAAAUGCUCUUUGUUUACUACUGAAUGGGACGAGAAAUUUGGUGUUAAAAUGUGUCCUAUCUUCCCCCACCUUACUGUAUUACUCGUUUAACUUAAUUUUUAUAGUGUUCCAUAGUUUACCUAAUGUUUCUAAAAGUGCCUCGAAUCGCGCGUAUACUGUGAUUUUACCUUUGCCAUUCAAUCUGAUAAGCCACUGUAUAUCAAAUCAUGUACCGCACUGUGCGUAGUUCUCUCUGUAAAUUUCCCUUUUCCCAGAACACAUGCGACUGUUUUCCACGCAUUUGCCAAGUUUCAAUGAUCAAAUACAAAAUUCCAGACACAGGAAAUUAGU
Ciona intestinalis (vase tunicate) is the source of this 3340-nucleotide messenger RNA. NCBI's taxonomy places the organism in Eukaryota, Metazoa, Chordata, Ascidiacea, Phlebobranchia, Cionidae. The record is from RefSeq and is a predicted model, not a curated record.